Messenger RNA from Cyclocybe aegerita, 1833 nucleotides. NCBI's taxonomy places the organism in Eukaryota, Fungi, Basidiomycota, Agaricomycetes, Agaricales, Hemipholiotaceae. The record is from the annotation of a GenBank genome assembly.
AUGGCCUCUGGAAAUGCGAAUGGAUAUCUAGGCGUAACACCUCCUAUAUCCACUGCAGAGUCGACAGAAAGAGAGAAGGAGGUUACAGUGUCUCUCAUGGAGGAGCUUAGACGGCAGAAUACAUUCGAGUCGGAAGAAGAGGCGAAAACGAGAGAAAUCGUUCUCGGCCGUGUUGCUGCACUUGUGACAAAAUUCGUCAAAAAAGUCUCAUUGGAACGUGGCCUUUCGGAGGCAGCUGCGAAUGCAGCAGGAGGCAAAAUUUUCACCUUUGGUUCCUAUCGACUAGGCGUGCAUGGACCAGGAACCGAUAUCGAUACCCUUUGUGUUGUUCCCAAACAUGUCUCUCGCGAGGACUUUUUUGAUGUGUUCGAACCAAUGCUCAAGGAGAUGGAAGGAGUGACGGAAGUGUCGGGUGUGCCUGAAGCCUACGUCCCCAUCAUCAAGUCAGAAAUCUGCGGAGUGCAGCUGGACUUCCUCAUGGCGCGGUUAGCUUUGUCAUCGGUACCGGACAAUCUGUCAUUAAAGGAUGACAAUCUCCUGCGUAAUUUGGACGAGAGAUGUGUUCGAAGUCUGAAUGGCUCCCGAGUCAUCGACGAAAUACUCCGGCUGGUCCCUAAUGUGCAAGUGUUUCGUGACGCACUGCGAUGUAUAAAGCUGUGGGCCCAAAAGAGGGCCAUUUAUUCGAACGUCAACGGCUUCCUGGGUGGAGUUGCUUGGGCACUUCUGGUGGCGCGAAUAUGUCAGCUAUAUCCAAGCGCCAUCGCUGGUGCCAUUGUCUCCCGGUUUUUCAUCAUCAUGUAUCAAUGGUCGUGGCCGCAACCCGUGCUGUUAAAGCAAAUAGAAGAAGGUCCACUGCAGGUCCGGGUCUGGAAUCCGAAGCUUUAUCCCUCCGAUCGAGCACAUCGAAUGCCGAUUAUUACACCUGCAUAUCCAGCUAUGUGUGCUACUCACAAUGUAACAGCGUCAACGCAAAUGAUUAUCACCGAAGAGUUCAAGAGGGGAGCUGAAAUCGUCGACCGAGUGAUUGUUGGACGGGCUGAAUGGUCCGAAUUGUUUGCGAAACAUGACUUCUUCCAUAAAUACCGAUAUUAUUUGCAAGUCAUUGCGUCGACAGGGAAUCAAGAGCUGCAAGUGAAAUGGUCUGGCACCGUCGAAUCACGGCUACGGCAGCUAGUUAUGAAACUCGAAUAUGUUGACUCUUUAGUUCUUGCCCAUCCCUUUGUCAAAGGUUUUGAUCAGGUGUCUUAUUGUCUCAAUGAAGACGAAGUUCGUUCUGUCGCUCAAGGGGAGAUUUCCGAUGCCAUUGCUAGCCGGAAAAAGGAAGACAUUGAAGGCAAAGAAGGUGCCGGACCUGUGUACUCAACCACGUUCUACAUCGGAUUGGCCAUUGAGCCUAAACAAGCUGGAGCAACCGGGCCCCGAAGACUUGACAUCUCAUAUCCAACGACUGAAUUCACCAAGCUAGUAAAGAUGUGGGACAAAUUCGAUGAAGCCACCAUGGGUAUCGUAGUUCGACACAUCAGGAGCUCUGGUCUGCCAGACAACGUCUUCGAUCCAGGCGAGAGGCCUGCGAAACUCGCCCAGAAAAGGUCGAAGGGAUCGAGCAAGUCAAACAACACUCCGCCAGACAUGCCCAACAAACGCCAACGGUCCUCCCAGUCGACAGCGGAUCUAUCGAUCAAGUCCGAGAACGGUUUAUCGGCGACCCCAACACCGUGUCUGCCUCCUGUUGCUAAGACCUUGGGCCAGAAAGAACGGUCAGACAUCAAGACACCGCAUCUACCCUUUGGAGAAAAUGUCGCUGUCGCGACAGGACCUGUCGGUGCUCAAUAG